UCACGUUCGUCAUUUCCCAACCGUCUCUCUCAUCUGCUUUCUCUCUCCUAGGGUUAGGGUUUCCUUUCUUCAGUCCUUUCUUUCGUUCUUUGGUGGUAGCGAUGGCCCAGGAGAAUGUCGAUCUCCAGAACGGCGGAGCCGAGAACGGGAGCUCCAAGGCCGUGAUCUUCUCCUCUCUCAAGCCCCAGCUGUGUGUCCCAGCUCCCAAGGCCGCUGAUGCUGUCCAGUUCUACAAGACGGCCUUCGGAGCUGAGGAACUGAAGCGUUCUGUCCACCCAAAGAGGAAGGCGGAACAAGAGCUCCCUCUCAUCGUCAGCGCUGAACUCAAGCUCGGUCCCUCCGUUUUCAUUGUCUGCGACAUCACUGACGAAAGCUUCAGGCCGACUGACGGAACGGGCGUGACCUUCUGCCUAGAGACCGACGACGUUGACGUCGCCGUUAAGAAGGCCGUCAGUGCUGGCGCGGUGGUGGAGGCAGAGCCUGCUGAGGACGAGGGCGCGUGCUGCGGUGCGCGUGCAGGGAAGGUGAAGGACCCCUUCGGAUACGUCUGGGCCAUCAGCACUCCUGCGAAGAAAGACGCUGCUGACGUGGAUGCUUAAUAGCCCUUGGAUGUUGUUGGCGCUUUUUUCUAUUUUGCUGCUUUUCUGAAAAAAAAAAAAGGACUGAUGGUAACCUAGUUUGGUCUAUGUAGUGAAAGAUAUACGGUCGCCUUAUGGUGACCGGGAGCCCAGGUAAUUACGGUUGUAAAUUUUGAAGACUUUCAUUGACUAACCGACAGCUGGCGUAUGCUUUUAAUCGUAACCCUUCUCUUCA
Messenger RNA from Magnolia sinica, 813 nucleotides. RefSeq lists its product as uncharacterized. The transcript has 2 exons. The record is from RefSeq and is a predicted model, not a curated record. Lineage: Eukaryota; Viridiplantae; Streptophyta; Magnoliopsida; Magnoliales; Magnoliaceae. Bases 102 to 599 code for a protein of 165 amino acids.